Messenger RNA from Anolis carolinensis (green anole), 4748 nucleotides. RefSeq names its product zinc finger protein 883. The record is from RefSeq and is a predicted model, not a curated record. The transcript has 4 exons. Lineage: Eukaryota; Metazoa; Chordata; Lepidosauria; Squamata; Anolidae. Gene Ontology annotation, cellular component: nucleus. Bases 168 to 1832 code for a protein of 554 amino acids. Gene Ontology annotation, biological process: regulation of gene expression.
GUGGUCGCACCCGUUGACUCCAGAGCCGUCCAUCCGGGUUCUUUGAAGGUUUGGUGAGCACUGAGCAGUGACGGUCUGGGCGUGAGACUGAUUUCUUUGCUGAGGAGAAUUGGGCCUUUCUCCUCACAGGAGUUUUCGGCCCAUCGGACCUUACUUCGGUCUUCUGGAUGGCAGAAGGCAACAUAUUAAAAUACGUCCCAGAACUUCACGUUCCUGAAGAAGAGAUCGCAGGAAGCAGUACUUAUCCAGAUGAUGUGAAAGUGAAGGAGAAAAUAGAACUUCUUCUCAGUACAAUAACUGCAGAAAGAGCAGCCCAAGCUUUACAAGAAACCCUCAAGAGUCAAGAGGAAUUGCAGGGAAAGCCUUCACAAUUCAGACGCCGAUGCAAGAAAUCUAAUGUGCCAGACUCAGAAAAACCAUUCCCCUGUAUCGAUUGUGGGAAGAGCUUCUCCCAGAGCUCUAACUUAAUAGAACACCAGAGAAUCCACACAGGGGAGCGCCCAUUCACCUGCAGUGAAUGCAAGAAAAGCUUCAGCCGCAGCAGCACUUUGGUGGAACACCAACGCACUCACACAGGCGAGAAGCCUUACAAAUGUCCAGAGUGUGGACAGAGCUUUACCCGCAACUCUACUUUAACCGACCACCAACGCAUCCACACUGGGGAGACACCCUUCCCAUGUCAGGAGUGUGGCAAAGCCUUCAGCCGCACCUCCAGUCUUGUGAAGCACUUGCGCACCCACUCGGGUGAGAAGCCCUACACGUGUCGGCUCUGUGGGAAAUGCUUCUCCCUGAGCUCCAACCUUCUCAAGCAUGAGCGCACUCAUUCAGGAGAAAAGCCCUUCCCCUGCACCCUCUGCGAAAAGCGCUUCAAGAAGAAGACCCACUUAGUGUCCCACCAUCGCGUGCACACUGGGGAGCGGCCCUAUCGGUGCGAGGAAUGUGGGAAGUGCUUCUCCCAAAGCUCCAUUCUGGUUGAACACCAGAGGAUCCACACUGGGGAGAAGCCCUACAGGUGUGCUGACUGUGGGAAGGGUUUCUGUGUGAGCUCCAACCUCAUCAAGCACUAUCGAAUCCACACAGGGGAGAAACCAUAUGUUUGCUCUAUCUGUGGGCAGACCUUCCGUUACCGGCCCCAGUUCACCCGUCACCAGAGGAUCCACACAGGUGAGAAGCCCUUUACCUGCUCUGAGUGUGGACGAGGGUUUAGCCGGAGCUCUGCGCUGACGGAACAUCAACGUACCCACACCGGGGAGACACCCUUCUCAUGCCGGGAGUGUGGGAAGGCCUUCAGCCGCACCUCCAACCUGGUGAAGCACUUGCGUACCCACUCGGGUGAGAAGCCGUACACAUGCACCCUCUGCGGGAAGCGCUUCUCCUUGAGCUCCAAUCUCCUCAAGCACGAGCGCACCCAUUCGGGGGAGAAGCCUUUCCCUUGCCCCCUCUGUGGCAAAUGCUUCAAGAAGAAAACCCAUCUGGUGUCUCAUAAUCGUGUCCAUACUGGGGAGCGGCCCUAUCGGUGUGAAGAGUGUGGGAAGUGCUUCUCCCAGAGUUCUUCCCUGAUUGAACACCAGAGAAUCCACACUGGGGAGAAGCCCUAUAAGUGUCCUCAGUGUGGUCGAGGGUUCUAUGUUAACUCCAAACUGGUCAAACAUCAGAGGAUCCAUACGGGUGAGAAACCCUAUGCCUGCUCUUCCUGUGGGAAAACCUUCAGAUAUAAGCAACAGUUUCCACGCCAUGUAGCUCACGUCCAUCCUGGGGAGGACCAGGUUUCUGUGCUUACCAUAAGCACUAGCGUUUCCUUGGGCACAAGUGUUAAUAUGCUACUCUCGUAGUGCCCAAGACAGCCCCUGGUUGAGUGGCUUCAGCUCGUCUUGAGGUUAGUUCUGCUGAAAAGUAUACUUGUUGCCAAAUGUGGUAGGUCCAUAAACUUUCCAAUCACGACUGAAUAACUAAGCUGUUUCUCAGAGUUAGCAGUAUCACAGUAAAAACUGGAUGGCUUUGUUUGUGAUGCCUUUUCAUUCUCAUGUAGAGGAACUGUUUCCCAGAACUAGGAGGGUUCUUUUAUUAGUACAGUUUUUUUUAAAGGAAAGAAAAUGAUAUUUUGAGUAUUUUUAAUCAAAAUAUAUACAGUAUUAACUAGGAAACAGCUAACUAAUCUUUCAAGGGAGUGAAUUGCUAUCAUAAAUGCUAUGGAAUUUAUUCAGACAGUUCAUUUAUGAUACCAUCUGGAAGGGGAUUACAAUGAAGCUUAGAACUCUAUCUACUAUGAUGAUACCCCCUUUUAAAGUUAAUCCCAAUGGAGACAAAUAUGAGGUUUUGUGGGUGUUCAUCUUGUUUGAGAACAAAGGUAGUUUGACUGAGACUUUUCCAAUCUUGCUAAUUUUUGAAUGCUACCUGGUUAUCACUGUGGAGUCCCAUGUAGUAGAAUUUUUCUUCUAGAGGCAUAUAAUAUAUUCCUCAUUAUCCAGAACUCAGUAGUAUUCACUAGUGUCUUGACAACUUGUGCAAGAUACAUUCCAGAUUUCAUGUUCUGUUUGGUGAAGACAAUACAAUAGGAACAUCCCUUAGACGGAUGUACUCUCUGGUUUUGCCUUUCGUUGUUGUUUUAAAGACAUCUCAUUGAAUCAGUUCAAAAUAUGAACAACUUCCUAACCUGGUGCCCAUCAGAUACAUUGCAUUUCAGCUUCUGUGAAUCAUCACAGUUGGCCAUGGGAGCUGUGGUUGAUGGGAACUUCAAUCCAAAAAUUGAAAGAUCUUGAAUGGUUGGUGAAAACUGUGCAAAAAUUCUUUUGAGUUAUGUGUUAGAAUAAUUUGGUGCAGUCCUGUCAAAACACACUGAAGUCCCACAUAUUUCAACACAAAAUGUUAAAUAAUGACCCCGGUGAAUGAACAAAAGGUAUGCCUUGGAAGUUCUUUCAUUUGGUGGAAGACAAGAGAAGUCAAAAUACACCCGUGGUGAAGUAACCAGAUUACCAUAGCACCUCAGACAUGUGUCAGACAAAAUUGCUGAAAUUAAAUGACACCACCCAAAGCAAUGCUUUUCAGACAAAAAGUGAGCUAGAAACGUUGUGAGUAAAAUGUACAUAAGACUACAUAUAUUCCUGUCAUGGCUCCUGGUACAUUUGGACAAUUGAGACUGGUAAAAUCAUUCUCACUGACAUAGGACUCAUAUUCACAUAAGGGCAUUGCAAGAUUAUCACACUCCCAUUUUGGUUACAGUAAUAAUAGGUCAAAGUUAUUGCAUAAAGCUGAGGUUUUCAAAAAAUCGUCCAUGGGGCUAUAUCAUUGCCUACAGAGUAAACUGGCAUGUUCUCUAUAUUGUUCAACACAAAUUGCUCUAAAAUACUAUGCUGCCAAGUAGUUCUGCCAUGUUACCUGAAAGGUAUUUUCUAGAUCAUGUGCUGUGCUUCAUCUCCGUGUUGUGCUUCCACUGUGACACAACAAAGAGCUAUUUACCCUUCAUAAAUAAUAAUAUAAUAUACUGGAGCCCCUGAUGGCGCAGCAGGUUAAACUGCUGAGCUGCUGAACAUGCUGACCGAAAGAUUGGCAGUUCAAAUCCAGGGAGCGGGGUGAGCUCCUGCUCUUAGCCCCAGCUUCUGCCAACAUGACUAGACUCAAAUGUCAGGGGAAAACCUUUACCUUUAACCUUAUAUUCUGCUCUGUCUCCCCGAGGGAACUCAGAGCGGAUUACAGAAUAUAAACAUUCAAUGCUGUUACACAAUUAACAAUAAAGACGGACAAGUGUUGGGAGGUACACACAAUGGGUCUUGAAUAACUUACAUGUGAAUUCUGUUUCUGUGAGAGAGAAAAACAUUUAAAACGUACUGUACUCUCACCCCACUAAACGUAUGGUGAGAAAAAGGAAGGUCCUUAACUGAUUUCUAUAUUCAGCCUUCCUCAUUUGUGGGUUUGCCUUUUGUGGAUUAGAUUAUUCAUGGAUUUGAUUACAACAUUAUUUCUAGGAAUCUUUAGGUUUCUAUGGUGAAAGUUGACCAGGGAGUUGUGCUGGGGCAUCAAGAGAUUCCUAGAGAGAACACUUCUAUAUGCAUUUCUAACUCCUUCAGUGUUAUUCUAUGGUCAAUGAAGUUGGAGGAUUAAAGAGCUUCUCCUAGAAGUUCUCUAGUUCUAGGCCUCCUACUUCUUUCAGGUUAAAAAAUUGUUUUUUUUAAUGGAUUUUCCAUAUUUAUGGGGGACUUGCCCCCUGACUGCAGAGAAAGUGGAGGGUCCAUUGCUCCAUAAAUAAUAUAAUAAACAGUCGUCUUUGAAGACAUGGGUCUAUUCAUCUAAUUUUUCAAUGCAGAUUUCAAAGUCUAGCAGAUUUAUAAUAAACAUUACAAUCAAUAAAUCGGCAAUUAGAAGCAGCACAAUAAAUAUAAUGGCAUAUACCCCAAAAUAUUACAAAUCAAAUAAAAAUAAUAAUAAGAUAUAAAUAUCCUAAUAUUCCCUUCAUAAAAUAUAGAAUACUAUUCCAAACACUGUGUCUCCAAAAGAAUCAUGGUUUGUCAUCAACCACGUGUAUUGAAUCAAGAUUUGUACCUUAACAAAGAUAACAGCCUUAUUUUCAUUUCAUUUGGUUCUGUUAACAGGAACCAAUAGAGUAAUUUACUUUCCUAUCCUAGUGUGCUAAGUGAGUUAGUGUUAUUCUUAGAUGAAGAGUGAGUGAAAAGGCGGUGUAGAAUAUCUGAUCCUGCCCAUUUGAUUUGUUUUGUACCAAGUGUGUUUCAAAUAAACUGUGACUGUUGUUUUCA